Dermatophagoides pteronyssinus (European house dust mite) is the source of this 726-nucleotide messenger RNA. RefSeq lists its product as uncharacterized. The record is from RefSeq and is a predicted model, not a curated record. Lineage: Eukaryota; Metazoa; Arthropoda; Arachnida; Sarcoptiformes; Pyroglyphidae.
CCAUUCCAUUAUCAAAUUCGUGUCAUCACUAGUGUAUUAGUGGUUAUUUUUUUCAGUGUGCUGUAUUUCUGUGUGUUCAUCAAUUUUCAUUUCAUUUAAAUUAUUUGAAAAAAUUCUAAAAACCCAAUCCAAAAAAUCAAAUAAAUAUGGCUUCAUCAACGUAUCGUAACCGUAUGGCAUCGGGAUUAUUUUUGCUUGCCAUCAUUGUAUUGGAAAUUGUAUUGAUUUCCGAUAAUAUCACAUCCGUUCAGGCUGGUAAAAAGAAGAAAAUUAUGAAGAAAAUCAAAGAAAUGUUACCAAUGAUGAUGAUGAUGAUGGGCAAAAAGAAAAUGAUCAUUCCAGUUCCCAUACCUAUUCCAAUGAAAGAUGAAGGUGGUGAUAGCUAUGGAGGUGGCGGAGGUUACGGUGGUGGAGAUGAUUGUGGUGGCGGUUAUGGCGGAGGUGGUGGAGGCGGAUGUGGUGGCAAGAAAAUUCAACUAACAUUAGAUAUGCCUGACAUGGGUAUGGGUGGUAUGGAUAAAUUUGGUGGAAUGAUGGAUGGUAUAAAAGAUAUGAUGGGCGAUAUGAUGAACAAAAUGCCUAAAAUGAGCAUGAGUGGUAGUGAUUGUGGAGGUGGAGGUGGAGGUGGAUACUAAAAUUAAAAUGAUCCAAUUUCGCUAAAUCCUGAAAAUUCAGAAGAAUGUCUUUUUUGUAUUGUUUCAAACCGAAUGAAUCGAUAAUAAUUCA